AUCGAGGCAACUUCAGAUUAUCGAGUGUAGCGGAGGAACCGGACAACGUCGUAAGUGGAAAAGUUGAAUUUCCUCGAUUUUCUGUGAAACUUCUGCCGAAAAUGUCGGUUCCGUUCACGGGAAGGAUCGGGGGAAGAGGAGGGCCCCUGGCUGCCAUCAGCAAGCAGUUGAAGCUGAUGACAUUGAAGCCUGUCAAGACUAUCACUGUCCAGUUCGAUCCGUUUUAUGAGAAAAUCAAGGAGACGAGGCAAUUUCUGUGCUAUAUCUCAGGCCGAAAAGUCCAGCGAACCAACUUGGGGUGCAACGUAAAGACGAAUAUCGUUGGGGACAGGUCAGAGCCACUGGUGACCUGCGAUCUGACGAAUGGUGAAAAGGUAUUGUUCAAGUGCCAAAAUCUCGAAGCACUUGAUAUUCUGAAGCUGUACAACAAACACAUAAGUCCCCUGGCACCACCUGAGAUCGAGCAGGACAAGAAGGGGGUCGUGGUGAAGCUGAAGAAGCAGAAGAAGAAGAUAAGGAUAAGCAGACACAGGAAAUAAAAUUGUGGGAGAAAAUUCGAGAUAAAGUGCUGGGAGUCGAGGCGAUUUUAUGCAAAAUUUAUUGAACCGAAGAGAAAUAAAACGAAAAAAAUUUUCCAAAUUAA
This is a messenger RNA of Diachasmimorpha longicaudata, 643 nucleotides long. RefSeq names its product large ribosomal subunit protein mL53 (gene mRpL53). The coding region runs from base 102 to 539 and encodes 145 amino acids. The transcript is spliced from 3 exons. Gene Ontology annotation, cellular component: mitochondrial large ribosomal subunit. NCBI's taxonomy places the organism in Eukaryota, Metazoa, Arthropoda, Insecta, Hymenoptera, Braconidae. The record is from RefSeq and is a predicted model, not a curated record.